This is a messenger RNA of Protopterus annectens (West African lungfish), 3653 nucleotides long. RefSeq names its product solute carrier family 35 member F1 (gene SLC35F1). Lineage: Eukaryota; Metazoa; Chordata; Ceratodontiformes; Protopteridae. Gene Ontology annotation, cellular component: membrane. The transcript is spliced from 8 exons. Gene Ontology annotation, molecular function: transmembrane transporter activity. Gene Ontology annotation, biological process: transmembrane transport. The coding region runs from base 340 to 1503 and encodes 387 amino acids. The record is from RefSeq and is a predicted model, not a curated record.
UUGUCUGUGCUUGCUGUCACGGCAGUCCCUCUGUUGGCACCCAUUGCUUCCAGAUUUUUGUGUAUGUGCUUUUGCGUGUGUGAGUGUGUGUGUGCUUAAAAGUGCUCGCAAACCUGAUACAUUGAAGCCUUACACGGGAAUAAGGGCAUUUGCACCGAAACUGAAGGAUUAUCAAAAUUUGGAUUUAAAGCAACCGGCAGCAGCGAAGGACCAUGGCAGAUCAUUAGUAUACUAAUUGCUAUUCGUGUUACCGGAUCCCCUCCUAGUCGGGAACCAUUUUCCGCUACAUUGGACAGCGCAGAAUGCACCCUGCCCUCUGAAAUUUCUCCCCUUGUAGCAAUGAUCCCCGAGCAGCAAAAUCAUGUUGUUACUACCAUUGAAAACAUUCCAGCAGAAAGCAUCUCCAUAUCGCCCACACUGCUGCAGAGGAUAAAGAAAGUCUUCAGCAGGGAGCUGUUCUUGUCUUUGGCCCUAGGCCAGGUGUUGUCGUUGCUGAUCUGUGGCAUUGGCCUGACAAGCAAAUAUUUGGCAGAGGACUUCCAUGCGAACACUCCUGUCUUUCAGAGUUUUCUGAACUAUAUUCUCCUGUUUUUGGUCUAUACCACCACCCUUGCUGUAAGACAAGGAGAAGAAAAUUUGCUAGCAAUAUUGAAAAGAAGAUGGUGGAAAUAUAUGAUCCUGGGGUUAAUAGAUAUAGAAGCCAAUUACCUGGUCAUCAAAGCAUACCAGUAUACAACACUGACAAGUGUUCAGCUUUUAGACUGUUUUGUUAUCCCGGUGGUGCUGUUAUUGUCAUGGUUCUUCCUGUUGGUGAGGUACAAGGCAGUUCACUUCAUUGGAGUCGGUGUGUGCCUACUGGGGAUGGGGUGCAUGGUGGGAGCUGAUGUCCUCGUAGGACGACAGCAGGGGGCAGGAGAAAACAAGCUGCUAGGGGACCUUCUAGUGCUGGCUGGAGCCACACUGUACGGCAUUUCCAAUGUCUGUGAAGAAUACAUUGUGAAAAACUUAAGCCGGGUCGAAUUCCUGGGAAUGAUUGGACUGUUUGGUUCCUUCUUUAGUGGAAUUCAGCUAGCCAUAAUGGAACAUAAAGAGCUGCUAAAAGUACCGUGGGACUGGCAGAUCGGUUUGCUGUAUGUUGGCUUCAGUGCUUGCAUGUUUGGUCUAUAUAGCUUCAUGCCGGUGGUCAUCAAAAGAACUAGUGCUACUUCUGUCAACCUUUCACUGUUAACAGCUGACCUGUAUAGCCUUUUCUGUGGAUUGUUCCUCUUCCAUUACCAGUUUUCAGGUCUCUAUCUACUGUCAUUCUUCACUAUUGUUGCUGGACUGAUCCUGUACUCUUCAACAUCCACAUAUAUCGCUCAGGAUCCCAGAGUAUAUAAGCAAUUUCGCAACCCAGGGGGGCCUGUUGUAGACCCUCCAGCAGCAGGACCACUGGAGCCAUCAGUGACUUACACCAGCCUUGGACAGGAAAUGGAGGAAGAGCCGCGUGUCAGAGUUGCCUAGAUCAAGACUGUUACUGCCCUGUUUUAAUGUGCUAUAUCUCUGUAUUGUGCAUGGAGAAAGGUAUUUAUCAGGUAUAAUGCUGGGCUGAAAGGUAGAAAACAGAAGGCAGCAGUAACAGCACAAAGCCUGCUUGGUACAAUCAUGACAAAAUAUACUAAGAAGAGGCAAGAAUCCCAUUAGGUUACCAACAUCAGUGGGCUUCUGCUUGGCUGAUUUAUCAAUCUGAUCCUCUGUGAAUGGUGAAGCUAAUGCAGUGAUAUAUAACAUAAAUGACAUUAUCCCAAAGGAUGCUAUAUACAGAGUGCACAAAAAGAGGUUACUGUGCCCUGUAUGACUCAUAGUUAUAGUAACUGUUCUUAUGAUAUUAUUUCGAACAAUACUGAAUUUACUGUCUCUUUUUUGUACAAGUUCACAGUAGGGCCUGCUUUUCACUGUAUAUGCAGCACUCCCAUAAUGUCAUUACACAAAGACAGAUUUUUAACCCAACCCAAUGAUAUCUUUUUUAAUAUGUUACUGAAUGGUUCUUUUGUAUAUUACCUUUUUUAUUCAUCAAAAGGCAUUUUAGUCCAUAGUGUUGUUUCACAACUGUGCCACACCUGUAAUGUCUUUCUGUCUGUUGGAGCUGCAUGUUGAUACAAUUGAAGUAAUUUAUAGAAUUAAAACUCAGCUGAUAUAUUAUAUAUUUUACAGCACCAUCACGAGAAAAAUAAACACAGUCAGUAGUGGAACACUGGGAUGGUUGAAACAGUAUAUGGAAACUUUUGGUGAUUUAAUAAGGCAUUUUUUUAAUAUUUACUAGUACCUGAAGAUCUCUGAAGGUCCAUUACCCAUCAGGCCACACUUCUGGAGGUAUAGCUCCUGGAUAUUUGGAACAUUCACAAAUCAGUCUUAGCCUGGGAUUAUACAUAAUGAUACAUCUCAUUUCUAUCAUCAUGAAAUGUAUCAUAUCUGGAACAUGACUAGAGUAGUUCCAGUCCCACAGUUUGGUUUUGCACAUUUGGCAAAUGUUAUACACCAGUGUCAUUUAUGCCUCACCUGCUUUGCAGCCUUGAAAAACUAGAGUCUGGCCAGUUAAAUGUCUAUGCAUUUAUACUUGUUUGUCUAAUGAAAGCCAUUCUGAAAUCAGCAGAUGGCAGUUUGUUCACUGGAGCAGUGACUGUCAGUUUAGCAAAAAUAUUAAUUUCUGUGCAGCUAACCAUAUCAAUGUGAAUCCAUUCUGUAGACCUCAUUUUGUCUCAUCACUCUUGACAGUGUGUAUUGGUGAGGGUUCUGCAUGGUAGUAAUGCAGUCCUGUAUCUAGAUGGCCUUGCUGUCACCUGUAGCAACCUACUUCUACCUGGCUUUGCUGAUCUGGGCUUGAUUUCACUAACAUAAUACCACUGUGUACUAAUGUAAGAUGAAAACUAUAGUUUUUCACCAGCCCAUUGGCACAGGUGCAAGACAACAUAUAUUGCAUGUAACCCAGGAUCAACUAGUAACCUGGAAAGCUGAAGGGCUAGCUGAGGUGGUGCUGUGGUGGAUUCAGUAACCAGUGGCUAGCUUACCUUCCUCAGACCGAGAGACAGAGCUUGGGACUUUUCUUCUUUCUAGUGUAGACUGGAGAUCAACAUUCGUGUCACAUAGGCACAUGUGUAUACAGAGAAGAGGGUAGACACAAAUGCAUCAUGGGCAGGAGUGCCCAUGGACUCAUUUUUAUCACUGCAUUUCCCUCACCUUGAGGAACCAUAGUAAAAAUACAUCUGUAGUUAAGAGCAGAUGACACAGGGUCUAAAAACCUCAGUCUCCUGUCAUCCUGUCAAGAUGGUUGAAUACUGCUGCACAUUAGUGACCUAAGUCUGGGAGAUAAGUAAUUUGAGUUAAAGGUGCUCUGAGGGAUUUGAGGACAGGAGAUAUACUGAUCACCCAUCAAUAAUCAUCUGGCCAACAUGGCCAAAAAAUGUAUAUGUAGCUUUUGGAACUAUUAAAUGACAGACCUCUUUAGAGCAUGUCCUGUCUUAAGUCCACAUGGAUCCUCUGUGGAUUAGUUACAAGAUUAUACUUGUUUUGUAAUCUGUCUUAACCCUCAUCUCUGUUUAUUUCAGUAUACAGAUACAGUGAUUAACAAAAUGCGCUAUUACACAUGUACCUCCCAGUAAAUAAUUUUCUGCCUC